AUGUUCAGUCGCUUAAAUAAGCUUCAAACCGCUUUAGUUUUGGCUCUUUACUCCCAAAGUGCAUUGGGCCAAAUCUAUACCAACAGCUCUUCGAGUGUCGCUCCAUCCAGUUCUGUUUCCAUCAGUAGUUCGAUUUCUCAAUCGAGCUCUUCCGGUUCUGGUUCUGGUGUUUCGAGCACUAUCACUCCAACCAGUUCUGGCGCCUCUAGUACUAUUACUUCCUCUUCUUCUUCUGGAACAGGUACUACUACUUCUGGUUCACUUUCUUCCAGUGACGGUACUAUUUAUUUACCAGCCACAACAAUUUCUGCAGACGUCACACUUUCAGGUGAUGUAUUUGCAACAGAUGCAGUCGAAAUCGCCGCUGGCGGCAAAUUAACCCUGCUUGAUGGUGACAAAUACGGAUUCUCAGGUGACUUGAGAGUUUACGGUGGUCUGUUCGUAGCUAAGUCAAAGGCAACUUACUUAGGGACCAAUUUUGACAUCUCAGGUUCAAUCUUUGACGUUACUGGUGAAUUCAAUGCUCAAGAACCUGCUGCUACUUCUGCCUCUGUCUACUCGUUCACACCUGGCUCUUUUGAAAACAGUGGUGACAUUUCUUUAUCUCUAUCUGAGUCCAGUAAGGGCCAGGUUACUUUUUCUCCAUACUCCAACACAGGUACUUUCGAUUUCUCGAAUGCUGUUCUAAAUGGGGGUUCUGCUUCUGGUCUACAACGUAGAGCUGAAGCUACAGGAUCCACAAACAAUGGUGAAAUAAACUUAGACAAUGGGAGUACUUACGUUGUUGUAGAGCCUGUUUCCGGAAAGGGUACAAUUAAUAUCAUCUCCGGUAACCUUUACUUACACUACCCAGACACUUUCACUGGUCAAACUGUUGACUUCAAGGGCGAAGGUGUUCUUGCCGUUGACCCAACCGAAACCAACACUACCCCUAUUCCUGUCGUUGGCUACACUGGUAAGAACCAGAUUGCCAUUACCGCAGACGUCACUGUCUCGUAUGACAGCGCCACUGGCGUUUUGACUGCAACCAAGGGUAACGCCGACUUCUCUUUCGCUAUCGGUACUGGCUUCUCCAGUUCUGGCUUCAGUGUCUCUGAAGGAACCUUCGCAGGCGCCGCUGCUUUCUACCUAAACUACGGUGGAGCCGUCGCUUCUAGUUCUGUUCCAUCAUCCGUUUCCUCCACAUCUGGUGCUUCAUCCACUGCCUCCGGCUCAGUCACUAGUUCAUCCUCUGGCACAACUUCGGAGACCAGAUCUGUUUACACCACGACGUUGACUUCCGGAGAAGUUACAAGCACAGUAAUUGUCUCUUGUUCAGAAACAACUGACAGUAGAGGUCACAUCUAUACUGUUACAACAACCGUUCCAUGUACUACCACUGCUACAAUYACUUCUUGUGAUGACAAUGGAUGCCACGUUGUUCCAGCCCCAACGACCACCACCGCCACAAUCACUUCUUGUGACGACAAUGGAUGCCACGUUGUUCCAGCUCCAACCACCACCACCGCCACAAUCACUUCUUGUGAUGAMAACGGAUGCCACGUUGUUCCAGCACCAACUGCAACCACUGCUACAAUCACUACUUGUGAUGACAACGGAUGCCAUGUUGUUCCAGCCCCAACUGCAACCACCACUUCUCCAAAAUCAUACACUACUUUUAUUGUUACUCACUGUGAAGACAACGACUGUAGUGUUAAGACUGUCACCUCCGAGGCCCCUAAGGAAACUUCACCUACUACUGCUACUUCUGAAACUCCAGAAUCUCACACUACUUACACUGUUACUAACUGUGAUGAUAAUGGUUGUGAUGUCAAGACCGUCACCUCUGCAGCUCCUAAACCAACUACCGCUACUGCUGUCGUUACCUCUGGGGCUCCUAAGGGAAACACAGUCACCACUGUCAUCACUUCUGGGCCUUCUAAGGGUAAUACAGUCACCACUGUCAUCGCUUCUGAGGGUCCUAAUGGAAAUGCAGCUACGGCUGUCGUCACCUCUGGUGCUCCUAAAGUGACUUCAGCCACCGCUACUGGUUCUGAAGCAUCUAGCUCAAUCAUCAAGUAUGGUUCUUCUGCUUCUAAAUCCCUCACUGGUAUUGUUGUCCAAUCUGAGGGUAUUGCCGCUGGUUUGAAAACCAAUGCUUUGAAUGCUUUGGUCGGUAUUUUUAUUUUCGCCUUCUUAUAA
Saccharomyces eubayanus is the source of this 2181-nucleotide messenger RNA. RefSeq names its product mannoprotein. The record is from RefSeq and is a predicted model, not a curated record. The coding region runs from base 1 to 2181 and encodes 726 amino acids. The transcript has a single exon. Lineage: Eukaryota; Fungi; Ascomycota; Saccharomycetes; Saccharomycetales; Saccharomycetaceae.